AUGAUCUUCAAGAAUCGGAGGCCUACAGAACCGGUACUUAAACGGAGAGGCAUUUCUGAAAAUAAUAUCUUAACAAAGCUGCCAACAUUUGAGCCAUCAAAGUAUGGCCAUAUUAAUAUUCCCUUAAGAAAGAAACGAGGAAUCGCUCUCCAUCCUUUGCAAUGGGCAUCGUAUCUCUGGCCAAACGCAGAAGUUCCAUAUGAUAUAGCCACCCAUUACACUUCCACUGAAAAAUCAAUAAUUCUAUCUGCAAUGGAAGCAUUCAAAAAUGUCACCUGUGUCAGGUUCCGUCCCCGUGCUGCAACUGACAAGCAUUAUCUUCAAAUUAAUAAGUACUUUAACGUAGAACGCUGCUUUUCCUAUAUAGGCCGUCAAAGCAGCCGCACGCUUUUUGGAACUCCUGAAGGAAACGUCGAGACCCGAAUGAGACUCGAUCCCGCAUGCCUUCGCGGCAAUGGACGUGGAAUUGUGAUGCAUGAGUUGAUGCACAUCCUAGGAUUCUACCACGAGCAUCAGAGAGACGAUCGGGACCGUCGCAUCGUUGGAUCAGCUGUGCAUUAUAAUUUCAAGAUCUAUCGCCGUGCCAAGACAUUAUAUAUGGGCGCUUACGAUGCCAAUUCAAUUAUGCACUACAACUUCCAAAAUCUUCCUUGGCAGAGGAGAGAUCAUUUUUCGACGUCGGAUAUUAUUAACAUAAAUACUUUUUACAAGUGCAAGAACCUAUUGAGCAGUAAACUUGCUCCGAAAGUCCCUAUUAGUCCUACUUCAACUAGUACUACAGCCAUUACUACAACAAAUACUACUACCACUAAAUUAUGA
This is a messenger RNA of Caenorhabditis elegans, 819 nucleotides long. RefSeq names its product Metalloendopeptidase (gene Y19D10A.6). The coding region runs from base 1 to 819 and encodes 272 amino acids. The transcript has 3 exons. Gene Ontology annotation, molecular function: zinc ion binding; metallopeptidase activity; metalloendopeptidase activity. Lineage: Eukaryota; Metazoa; Nematoda; Chromadorea; Rhabditida; Rhabditidae. The record is from RefSeq and is marked reviewed. Gene Ontology annotation, biological process: proteolysis.